GAAUAUAUAUAUAUAUGAUGGAAUUGAAGGUGUAUUCAUUCAACGCCUAUCUCUGAUCGUUAAUGGUAUUACAUGUGUAUCGGAAAAGUGGCGAAUCCAAGAGAGAGAACGAGGGGGGGUAGUAGAGGUAGUGAAGAUCAUGAUGAUGUUAUGAGGUUGGAAUCGUUAGUUUCGCCCAUGUUUUCCGGGCUUGACAGGGAACACGAGAUGUCUGUAAUGGUUUCAGCUUUGACGGACGUGGUGGCCGGCCGCCGUCCUCACCCGACCGCCGGAGAGAAUUGGGAACCGGAGGAGCAUCGCCAGUUUUUGGAAUCAUCAUCAGUUGAUACAGUUUGCAGCUCAUAUCACAAUUUUUCCAUUGCUAAUACUGCUAGCGCUGCAGGAGGAUAUUCAGGUGGGGAGUCUAGUGCAAUAAUAAGAUCAAGUGAAGCUGCAUCCUUUGUAUAUACUCCACCUGCUAAUAGCACAGGGAGAGGAGAUAAUAAUGCGGGGGAAAGAAGAAGAUACAGAGGAGUGAGGCAGAGGCCGUGGGGGAAAUGGGCGGCGGAAAUCAGAGAUCCAUUCAGAGCGACGAGAGUGUGGUUGGGCACCUUCGACACCGCCGAGGCCGCAGCCAGAGCCUACGACGAAGCCGCCCUCAGAUUCCGCGGCAGCAAAGCCAAACUUAAUUUCCCAGAAAACGUGAGGCUCCUCUUGCCCCCCAUUCCCAACCCCCUACAAAAUCCUACUAUUCCUUCUUCAUCUUCCCAGCCCCUUCAAACUCACAACCAUUUCAUCAACCACCCUCAAAGUUUUCUACAACAAUUAAUGUUAUCAUCUUCAUCUUCGUCGUCGUCUUCAUCUUCCAUGCCUUAUGCUCAUUAUCAGCCUCAGCCUCCGGUUGGCACUCAGAGUACUUCUUGCUCAGAUUCUGCUUAUCACCACCCUUCUUCAUCUGGAUAAGGAUUCUCCAAUCCUUUUUUUUUUUCGAUAGAUAUUGCAAUAUAAUCCGUGAUUGUAUUUUUGGAAGAAAAUGAGAUGCAGCCACGUCUGGAAGGACAGACUCUAUUUUGCUUCUACACAAAUGGUUACGUUGUUAAGCUAAUUAUACAUUUAUGAUUGAAUUUAUUAUACAUUCAUUUCAAUUUUUCAGUGUUUGGCUAUUUUCUUCUCACUAUUUGGCUAUUUAAAAAAACAUAAAGUAUAGUAAAAAAAAAAACUUGUAAUCAAGCGACAUAAUUGUGGUUCUCCUAAAUGGAAGGUCACCAAUUCGAAAA
Molecule: messenger RNA, 1256 nt
Organism: Ipomoea triloba (trilobed morning glory)
Lineage: Eukaryota; Viridiplantae; Streptophyta; Magnoliopsida; Solanales; Convolvulaceae
Product: ethylene-responsive transcription factor ABR1-like
Exons: 2
Coding region: 73-942 (289 amino acids)
Biological process (GO): regulation of DNA-templated transcription; ethylene-activated signaling pathway
Molecular function (GO): DNA-binding transcription factor activity; DNA binding
Source: RefSeq, a predicted model, not a curated record